Abrus precatorius (Indian licorice) is the source of this 2454-nucleotide messenger RNA. RefSeq names its product calcium-dependent protein kinase 24-like. Gene Ontology annotation, cellular component: cytoplasm; nucleus. The record is from RefSeq and is a predicted model, not a curated record. Gene Ontology annotation, molecular function: calmodulin binding; ATP binding; calcium-dependent protein serine/threonine kinase activity. Gene Ontology annotation, biological process: peptidyl-serine phosphorylation; protein autophosphorylation; intracellular signal transduction. Lineage: Eukaryota; Viridiplantae; Streptophyta; Magnoliopsida; Fabales; Fabaceae. The transcript is spliced from 5 exons. The coding region runs from base 521 to 2080 and encodes 519 amino acids.
GAUGAGCCUUCAAUUUCAAAAUGCACAACCAAAGAAAGCAGUAACAACAACGUUGGUAUUAUUGUUAUUGUAUUGUUGUUAGUCUUUGAGUUGAACCUUUGUGAGGUCCCUCCUUGGAGCCCAUGGUUGGUCUCUCUGUUGUGGAGUUCAACCACUGCUCCAACGGCCUCCUUCUCUCUCUUCAAACCCACCCUUUUCUUCAAGCUUUUAAGGUUUCUCUUUGCAACCGCUGAUUUGAAAAAAGAGAGAUGUGGUUUUGAGUCCUGACUGGUUCAGAUUCUGGCAAUCGUGUGCCAUACGUUGUGUCUCUGUCAAAUAUCAACCAACUUGACUCAGAAAUGGAGGGUUUUGGUGUGUAAGCUAGAAAAAUUCAAAGGUUGACAUUUGUUUUAUUUUGUCAAAGAGGCUGGUGAUGUCUCCUGAACCACAAUUUUCAACAAUUCAGCAAGAGUUUUGCUAGGGUAAGUAAGUUCAAUUGUUACUAAUAUUUCUGGGUUCGUUGAGGAAGGAGGAAAUUGGUAUGGCUGUUGCCAAGAGCAACAGCAGCAGUGAACCUUGUACUUCAUACAAUUGUUACAAAGUAGGAGGCUUGACUGAAACCAUAUUAGACACAAAUCAUAUCUCUAAUUUGAAAGAUCGGUACGUUCUUGGGGAGCAAUUGGGUUGGGGGCAGUUUGGUGUCAUAAGGGCAUGCUCUGACAAGUUAACAGGAGAGGUUUUGGCCUGCAAAUCAAUUGCUAAAGAUAGGUUGGUUACUUUGGACGAUUUGAGAAGUGUCAAACUCGAGAUAGAAAUAAUGGCUAGGCUAUCUGGGCACCCCAAUGUUGUAGAUCUCAAGGCAGUUUAUGAAGAGGAAAGUUUUGUUCACUUGGUGAUGGAGCUUUGUGCUGGAGGAGAGCUGUUUCACCGAUUAGAGAAGAACGGACGGUUUUCCGAAUCUGAUGCCAGGGUUCUCUUUAGGCACCUAAUGCAGGUGGUUUUGUAUUGUCAUGAAAAUGGGAUUGUUCAUAGAGAUCUCAAGCCUGAGAAUAUUCUCUUAGCUACACGAGCCUCCUCAUCUCCUAUUAAGUUGGCAGAUUUUGGGCUUGCAACCUACAUCAAGCCUGGUCAGAGUUUACAUGGGUUAGUUGGGAGUCCAUUCUAUAUAGCUCCAGAGGUACUGGCUGGUGCAUAUAACCAGGCUGCUGAUGUGUGGAGUGCAGGUGUUAUUCUUUAUAUUUUAUUGAGUGGGAUGCCUCCAUUUUGGGGUAAGACCAAAUCACGAAUAUUUGAAGCUGUUAAAGCUGCUUCCCUGAGAUUUCCAUCGGAACCUUGGGAUUGCAUUUCUGAAUCAGCUAUGGAUCUGAUCAAGGGAAUGUUGUGCACAGACCCUUCUCGAAGGCUCACUGCCCAAGAGGUUUUAGAUCAUUGCUGGAUGGAAAGCGAUCAAACAAAUCCUGAACAACUGAGUGAACAUAAAAUUAAAAGUUAUGAAGAAUGGGAUGUUGGUGGCAGCUCAUUCUCUGCCUCAUUUAUGUCCAGGAAUCAAGACAUCAGCUUUGGCACUGGUUUGCCUACCUGCGACGCUCAAUCACCUACAUUCACUUGCAGAUCUUCAUUUUCUUCUUUUUUGGUGGAGCCGGUGUCUCCUUCUCUAGUUUCUGGUGGUUUUUCAUUUCAGAGCACAGGCGAUUCCCCUACUGGUUUGGAAUUUUCUUCGCCUGUUCCCUCUAUGCUUAGCUUUUCAUUUGUCAGCCCUGCAUCAGUUGCUGAGCAAAAGGCUUGUAAGUUAGAGUGCUCAGCUGACAUGUCAGAGGUUAAUGCAAUUGCUGGAGAAGCAAACUUGGGAAAGUUACUUAUGCUACAAGAUUCUCCCUUUUGCAUUGGACAUGAUGUUAAAGAAAUGGAUCGCAGGCCAGUGGAGACUAAAAGGGCAGGUGGAAUGAAUGGACAUAGGGUAUUGGGAAUCCACAGCAAGAGGAACAGGACAAUUGGACUGGGCGAGUGUGAGCAACUUGACCUUGUGGUCACUGAAUCAGUCAUCCGUUGGUCUUCAUGCACUCAACUCCCUACAUCUUUGAGAUCAUCUCUUGUCUGCUAAACUGAUAGAAGACUCAACUCGACUUGACUCAUUGAUCGAUUUGCUUCAUGUUGUGCCUAAAUUCUGGCGUACUUGUGCAAAUUUUGGUUGCCUUAACACAUUGUACAUGUUUUUCUUAUUUGUAUUGAUGUUAAACUGUCUUGUGGCUGGUGCAAGGUUUUGUUCAGUUUUGGUGGCGGUUUAGUUGUGUCUGAUUGAGAAGCGGUACUACACUAAUUAUUCACUUUCUUAGUUUUUCCUCCUCCUCCUUUUCCCUUCUCAUGUACCAAGUGUGAGUAAAAGGCAUUCAAUCUGCCUGGUUUGUAAAUGUUGUUGUAUCUUGAUGACGGUACUUAAGUUAUCUUAAUCUAAUGUUUCUGUUACACGUUUUUUCC